Messenger RNA from Schistocerca nitens (vagrant locust), 4242 nucleotides. RefSeq names its product probable 3',5'-cyclic phosphodiesterase pde-5. Bases 2 to 2563 code for a protein of 853 amino acids. NCBI's taxonomy places the organism in Eukaryota, Metazoa, Arthropoda, Insecta, Orthoptera, Acrididae. Gene Ontology annotation, biological process: negative regulation of receptor guanylyl cyclase signaling pathway; signal transduction. The record is from RefSeq and is a predicted model, not a curated record. The transcript has 16 exons. Gene Ontology annotation, molecular function: 3',5'-cGMP-stimulated cyclic-nucleotide phosphodiesterase activity; protein binding.
CAUGUGGAGCGCGCUCGUCGCCCGCAUCUGGCGCGGCAGCAGCUGCCAGCAGCAACAGCAGCAGUCGCAGACGUCUCUUCACGGCAAUGGCUCCGUUCUCAACUGCGAACAGCAUGCGGCGACAGAGGUCAGCGCCGAGCAGGUGUCGGCUUUCCUGCGGACGCACUCGGACUUCCUGGAGCGCUACGUGCUGGAGGAGGUGGAGCUGGAGCAACUGGAACGCUGGAUGAUCCGCAGCACGCAGCGCGCCAAGGCGCGGGCCGACCCCUCCAACCAGGCCAGUAAAAACGGGAGAAAGACCAGUCUCUCACGAUGGAAGUUCUGCGUGCACGCGGACAAGCGGCAGAUGCUGCAGGAACUGACGCGGUCGUUGCAGCAGCGGCCCACCAAGGGCCACGUGCUGUGGGAGUUGGCUGGCUGCAUCUGCUCCGCCGUGGGCGCAGACGGCUACCGCCUCUACCUGGCAGACCGCGGCGACCCCGACCUGCUGGGCCUCUACCUGGGACAGGACGACAGGAGCGAGAGCGGCGAGCCCAAGGUGCAGCGGCUGGCGGCGGGCCCCGCCGCGCCGACGUUCGUGGCCAAGGCCAGGGAGCCGCUGCGGCUGUCGCGCGGCGAGCACGACCCGCGCUUCCCCGACGGCUUCCCCCUCAAGGGCCAGAACGACGUGGGGCACGUGCUGUACCAGCCGGUGCUGCAGCCGGACGGGCAGCUGGUGGCCGUGCUGGAGAUGUGGCGCUCGCUGCCGGGGCUCGCCUUCCACGAGGAGGACGAGGAGAUCGCCUCCAGCUACCUGGUCUGGGGCGGCAUUGCCCUCCACUACGCACAGCUCUACCUCUCCAUGAACAAGCAGCGCAAGCUCAACGACUUCCUGCUCGCCGUCGUCAAGUCCAUCUUCCAGGACAUGGUGAGCAUGGACACGCUGGUGAUGAAGAUCAUGAACUUCGCGCAGCGCCUGGUGGACGCGGACCGCGCCUCGCUCUUCCUGGUGGACAGCAAGAGCAAGGAGCUGUACGCGCGGAUCUUCGACGUCGGCGUCUCCAGCGGCGACGAGGACGGCGACAGCAACCUCUCCGACUCGGGCGACUCCGUGCUCAAACCGCCGGCGUCCAAGGAGAUCAGGUUCCCCGUGGGCACGGGCAUCGCCGGCCAGGUGGCGCUCACGGGGGAGGUGCUGAACAUCGCCGACGCCUACUCCGACCCGCGCUUCAACCGCACCGUCGACCAGAUCACCGGCUACCACACGCGCUCCAUCCUCUGCAUGCCCAUCUUCAUCCGCGGCAACAUCAUCGGCGUCGUCCAGAUGGUCAACAAGCACACGGGAACCUUCACCAAGGAGGACGAGGAAGCGUUCGAGAUGUUCGCGGUGUACUGCGGGCUGGCGCUGCACCACGCCAAGCUGUACGACAAGAUCGCGCGCUCCGAGCAGAAGUACCGCGUGGCGCUCGAGGUGCUGAGCUACCACAACACGUGCGGCGAGGCCGAGGUGCAGCAGGUGCGCGAGCGCGGCAUCCCGGACGCCAUGCCCGCCGUCGACGAUUAUUAUUUCAACGUGUUCAAGCUGGAUGACUACGAGAAGGCGCGCCACGCUAUAUUCAUGUUCAAAGACCUGUUCGGGCUGUCUUCGUUCGAUUGUGAUAGCCUCAUCAGAUUCACGCUGACCGUCCGGAAGAAUUAUCGCCGUGUGCCCUACCACAACUGGACUCACGGCUUCUCUGUCGCAAACUCAAUGUACUCCAUCCUGAAGCACUCGAGGGCUGCCUUCAAGCACAACGAGUGUCUCGCCUUGUACAUUGCUUCGCUGUGCCAUGACUUGGAUCAUCGUGGGAAAAAUAACAAGUUUAUGUUGGACACAGAAUCGCCGUUAGCUGCCAUCUACAGCACGUCCACCAUGGAACAUCAUCAUUUUAAUCAAACAGUUACCAUUCUCCAGCAGAAAGGCCACAAUAUAUUCUGCAAGUUGUCCAACAGUGAUUACAAGCAAGUGUUGAGCCUCAUGAAGCACUGCAUACUUGCAACAGAUCUCGCUGUCUUCUUCCCUAACAGAACAAGGCUAUCGGAAAUUGUAGCCGACCAGACAUUUUCUUGGACCAAUAUGGAGCACAGGUUACUACUGCAGGCCAUUGCUAUGACGGCUAGCGACCUCUCAGCUAGUGCGAAGCCGUGGGAUCUACAAGUGGAGACUGUUAAAGUCAUUUUCGAGGAGUUUUAUGAGCAGGGCGAUGCUGAGAAGUUGGCGGGCCAAAUGCCCGCCCCUCUCAUGGAUCGCGACAAGAAAUGUGACCUUGCAGAAAUUCAGGUGGGAUUCCUGACCAGCAUCUGUAUACCAUGCUACUCCUUAUUGCACCAACUGAUACCAGAGACGAAACCUUUACUUGACCAAUGUCACGCAAAUUUGGCAAGAUGGCGAAAGAUUGAUGAAGAGGAUAAAUUACGUAGGGCGAAAGGUCUUCUGCAGCCAGUAAAUGAUAUUCUUCAAGGGCUCGCUUCUCAGGCAGCACCACCACCCCUUGCAAAUGCCGAAAUGACGAGCAGAAAUAGCGAUACUACCAACAAUACCUGAAGUGUAUGAUGAGUGGAAUACUGUAUGACACCCAUCAGAUGAGUCAUGAACAACAAACAAAAAUACUAAAGAAACAUCUUCAUCUUUCCAUGGUAAAUAAACUGUAAGAUGUCCUGAAUGUGGGCUUGAAUCUAUAAUUUUCUUUUGUGAUGUUGGACCUCACGUAUUUGGAUAUGAAAAGAAGUAUAACACAUUCAAAUAACUGAACUUCUGUACAAUUUUCAAGUUCUGUGCUAUAUAGUGUUUGUCAUUAAAAAUAGUGUGAAGUAUGGCAUGUAUUUAAAAACCCAAAAUUUCUGCAAAAAGGAAAAACACUUAUUUAAUAUUAUUAAAUCAUUGUUCUAGUCAUAUAUAGCUAAAUCAGCUAACCCACCCAAAUGAGAUGAAGUAUAAUCUUCCAAUUACACAAAUAGAUUCUAUGAUGUUGUCUUGAUUGAGAAUGAUGUUGCAUUCUGAAGUAUGAGACAUGCUGACUAUCAAACUUGUUAAGUUCCUGUUUUUAAACAGCCAAAUAUAUGCUGAAACGGGCGUCAUUUCUCAUGUCAGUUAUUUAUUUCGUAUCUAAGUAGUCUUUAUAUUAAAAACACUAAUUACACUUCAUGGCUGUUCAUCAACAAGUGUGUCAUGUUAUAGGAUCUUCAUAUUUUAUGUGAACUGCUAUAGUUUUAUCCUAGAAGGAAACUAUAUCCCUCAGUGACAUUUUCCAGGUUGCAUUGCUUGCAAACCGCAAAAUAAUGUUUCCAUCAGUGGUAAUACCACAAUGUCAAUCAGAAGUGGCACACAUGUUUCAGUUUUUAGCCAACCUUCUUGUAUUUACAUUGUACCUUGGUGUUAAGUAAGUUUAUUAGCUUUUUUGUAUAUUUUAAUUAUUUGUUACUUCAGUUUCUGCGAACAAUACACCACUUACAGAAUUUCAUUUUUAUUACUUUUCAAUCAUAAAUUUCAAAUAAAUACUCAUAUAUUAUCUGCAUUUGUUAGAGAAAAGACUAAAUAUAUUGAGUCAAAUUUUAGUGGCAGAAAUUUUUGAUUGAUUUUGAAAAAAAUACUAUUGUUUCAUUCCCCCUAUCAUAAUUCAGUUCUAUUGAAGAUAUAUUGAUUUCACUCAUCAAAAAUAAAUUUUCAUCAGUGAGCCUGUUGUAUUCUUAUGUAUUUCUUUUGCAGAUCUCCUCUUUUAGUGAUCUACAAUAAUGAACAAGUACAAUAUUUUUUUUUAAUAUUUACCUACUCCUCUUUCUCGAAUGAGUUGGCUCCUUGUGUGCACAGUCUAACAUUACAAGAAACUGUCCUGUUAUUUCUUUCACAUAUUCAGUUCUUUACUUUUAGUAAUGUUUACAACCCACUGUGUAACAUUAUGGUAUAUAUUAUAAGUUUUUUUGGACUGAUGACUGAUAUUAUUAAAUGGCAGAUUUAUAUACCACAGAUUGCACAAUAUGUGCAUCUGUGUUUUGUAACCCUUGAGUAAAAUCUUGUCACAUCCUGAUGCCAUGCAUAAAUCUGAGUUGUAAGGAGAGAAUAUAAUAUACUUUUCGAUUCCACAUAUUAUUUAAUUUUCCAUAAUUAUGCAUCCCCUGUAACUUAUGUUUAUUGACAGGCUCAAAUAUGACAUUAGGUAAGAUUUCUUUGUCUUUUCAGAAUGUAGACUGCUAUUUCAAGCCACACACAUUUCUAGUAACAGUUAG